Molecule: messenger RNA, 6519 nt
Organism: Ogataea parapolymorpha DL-1
Lineage: Eukaryota; Fungi; Ascomycota; Pichiomycetes; Pichiales; Pichiaceae
Exons: 3
Coding region: 1-6519 (2172 amino acids)
Biological process (GO): carbohydrate metabolic process
Cellular component (GO): extracellular region
Molecular function (GO): cellulose binding
Source: RefSeq, a predicted model, not a curated record
AUGUCGGCCUCUGCCGCGGACUGGUGGUGUAGUCUUGACGGCAUCCAGUGUGGAGGUGUUCUCUGGAUUGGCCCAACCGACUGUUGCAGCGACGACUACUACUGUCAGUACCAGAGCGAAUGGUACUCUGUCUGUGUGCCGGUGUCAGACACCUCAAAUUCUACUAGCUCCAACUCUGGUUCGUCCACUAUUUCCGGCUCGACGUCGCUUGUCUCAUCUGUCUCCAACUCCGCCGGCUCUACCAGCUUGACGCAAUCAGGUUCGACGCUUACCUCGGUGACUUAUUCUUCCGGCUCCGGAGUUAACCCAUCUUCCUCUGCCAGUUCUGCCAGCUCUGGCAGCUCUUCCACCAGCUACCGCAACUCGUCAUCGGCCUCUACGGGAUCCAGUUCCACCUUGAGUAGCCUCUCGGCCUCUAGCACGAGGUCUGCAUCCUCGACCGCCGCUUCGAGUUAUUAUUCUGCUUCGUCCAGACAGACUUCUGGCCAGACUUCUGGCCAGACAACGGUUUCCAGGUCUUCUUCAAGCCAAAGCUCAGCUUCCAGCCAGGCUUCAAACGGAUCCAGCUCUGCUAGCUCUGCUUCAAGUAAUGCCUCAAACUCUGCUACCACUGCCAGAUCUGCAUCAAGUAACGGAUCAGGCUCGUCCAGCCGUUCUAGCUCUGGCUCAGGUUCUGGAUCUAGCACUGCUACCUCAGGUUCUAGCUCUUCCAGCUCUGCUACCUCAAACUCAGGUUAUGCGUCAAGCACCGCCACCUCUAGAUCAAGUUAUGGAUCUACCUCUAGCGGCUCAGGUUCCAGUUCUUCCAGCUCUGCUCUCUGGCUCAGUUACGCAUCAAGCAGUGCUACCUCUAAUUCAAAUUCUUCCACCUCUGCUAGCUCGAACUCGGGUUAUGCAUCAAGCGCUGCCACCUCUAGCUCAAGUUAUGGAUCUACCUCUAGCGGCUCAGGUUCCAGCUCUUCCGGCUCUGCUAGCUCAGGGUCCAGUUAUGGCUCUAGCACUACCCCUGCCUCAAGCUCUUCCAGCUCUGCUGUCUCUGGUUCCAGUGCCGCCACUUCUGGCUCAAGUUAUGGAUCAAGCGCUACUGGCUCUGGCUCUAGCUCUGCUACGUCUGGCUCAGGUUAUGCAUCAAGCAGUGCUACCUCUAAUUUGAAUUCUUCUAGCUCUGCCACUUCAGGCUCAAGUUAUGCAUCAAGCACUGUCAGUUCUGGUUCGACCUCUGCCACUUCUGGUUCCAGUUAUGGAUCAAGCACUGCCAGCUCUGGCUCUAGCUCUGCCACACCAGCCUCAAGUUAUGGAUCAAGCACUGCCGGCUCUGGCUCUAGCUCCUCCAGCUCUGCUAGCUCAAAUUCAAGUUAUGGCUCUAGCUCUAGCGCUGCCACCUCUGGUUCCAGCUAUGCUUCGAGUUCCACUGGCUCUGGUUCAAGCUCUGCCACUUCUGGUUCUAGUUAUGCAUCAAGCACUGCCAGCUCUGGUUCCAGUUAUGGCUCAAGUUCCACUGGCUCCGGUUCAAGCUCUGCCACACCAGCCUCAAGUUAUGGAUCAAGCACUGCCGGCUCUGGCUCUAGCUCCUCCAGCUCUGCUGGCUCAAACUCAAGCUCAAGCUCUGGCUCUAGCUCUAGCGCCGUCACCUCUGGUUCCAGCUAUGGCUCAAGCUCUUCCAGCUCUGCUACCUCAAGUUCUAAUUCUUCAAGCUCUAGCUCAAGUUAUGGAUCAAGCACUGCCAGCUCUGGUUUGAGCUCUGCUACUUCUGGUUCCAGUUAUGGCUCAAGUUCCACUGGCUCUGGUUUGAGUUCUGCCACCUCAGGCUCAAGUUAUGGAUCAAGCACCGCAAGCUCCGGUGCAAGCUCUUCCAGCUCUAGCUCUGCCUCAAAUGCGGGCUCUAGCUCUUCCAGCCCUAAUUCAAGUUAUGGCUCCAGCACUGCCGCCUCUAGCUCAGUCUACGGAUCAAGCACUGCUACAUCUGGCUCAAGUUAUGGCUCUAGCUCUAGCUCUAGCUCUGCCUCAGCCACCUCGAGCAAUGCCGCUUCUAACGCAUCGUCUGCCUCAAGCCAGUCUUCCACUGCCUCCAACCAAGGAUCCAGUGCAUCGGCUACCAGCGGAACCUCUUCCGGCUCCAGCUCACAGAUUUCCGGCUCCUCGUCUGGCUCCACUCAGUCGACCUCAGGACUUUCCAGCACUGCUAGCUACAGCUCUGUCCCGGUGACCUCAAGCCAAGCUAGCUCAACUGGUUCUAGUGGAUCCUCAGCUUCCACCUCGUCCGGCUCUGCAGGCAGCACUUCUGCCAGUGGAGCAUCCAAUGCAUCUAGCGGAGCAUCCAGCGGUGCAUCCAGCUACGGUGCUUCGAGUGCAAGCUCUACUUUAUCAUCCAGUGGUACUUCUGGAAGCUCCAGCGCUCCAAGCAGCAGAGUUUCUGCUUCAUCGGCUAGUGCUGGAUCCUCGUCUUACCGGAGCUCCAGUACUUCCAGCGGAGUCUCCAGCCAGAACAGUGCAACUUCUGGCCAGAACUCUGCUUCUAGUGCAACCAGUGCAACGAGUGGUUCGAGCGGUUCUAGCGGUUCUAGUGGCUCCAGUGUCCUGAACACCAGUUCAUACGCUUCCAGCUCUACCAGGGCCUCAAGUGUCGCUUCUGGCACCACAGGCACAUCCAGUGCUUCUAGCCAAGCAGCCAACACUUCUGGCACUGCUUCCAGUGGCAGCUACAGCAGUGCGUCUGGCUCUUCGAAUGCUGGCACUGGCCAAUCAAGCAGUGCUUCCACUUCGGCUGGCUCCUCUGGCUCCUCUGGCUCUUCCAGGACCAGCGGCACUUCUAAUGGCAGCAGUGCUAGUGCAACCAACUCUAACCAAAGUCAGUCUGGCGCCUCCAGCCGCACCCUUGGUCUUUCGUCUGUUGUCUCUAAUACUCAAUCCAGUGGAACCUCCAGUGGAGCCUCAAGUGGGGCCACCAGUGGAGCCAGCAGCGGAGCCAGCAGUGGAGUUUCCAGUGGCGCUUCCAGCAGCUCAUCUGGAGUCUCUAGCCGACUCAGUGCUACUUCGAGCGGAUCCUCUGGCAUCUCUACUUCAUCUGGCAGCUCUGGUGCAUCCAGCAAUGCAUCUAGUGGCUUCUCCACUGUGACAGCUUCUGGCUCCAGCUCUGCAACCGGUGCUUCUAGCCUCACAUCUGCUCAGAGCGGAGCUUCCAGCCAAAACUCGGCCUCGAAUACUUCCACCACUAGUCGGGCGUCAAGUGUCUCCAGCUACAGCAACACCAGUGGAGCCAGCCAAAGCGGUGCUUCCAGUGCUACAAGUGGUGCCUCCAGUGCCAACUCUAGCCAAAGUACGGCAUCAAGUGGAGUGUCGAGCUACAGCAGUGCCUCGAAUGCCAACUCUAGCCAGACCACCGCCUCCUCUGGCUCCAACUCUGCUUCCUCGUCUGGCCAAACCUCGUCUGGCCAAAACUCUUCCAGUGCCGGCAACACCUCUGCCAGAGCCUCCAGUACGGCGGGCACCUCUCAAUCAGCUAGCCAGCCUGGCUCCACUGCUUCCAGCACUAAUGGCCAGUCAUCUGCCGUCUCUAGCAACACGGGGGCAUCCAGUGGGGCAUCCAGUGGAGCAUCCACGUACGGCUCCAGCAGUGCUUCUGGCUCUAGCCAGAUUACUGCAACGAGCGGCGCUUCCACCUAUGGCUCCAGCUCUGCUUCAACAGGCACUUCAGGAUACAAUUCAAGCGGCUCUAGCGCAACCUCCGGAGCGUCAACUGCAACAUCCAACCAAAACAGCUCAUCCAGCAGUGCUUCGUCUAACGGUUCUAGUUCAGUUGCUGUCUCUACCGCUUCUGGCAGUGUCUCUAGUGGAUCUAGUGGAGCUUCCAGUGUUUCUACCGGCAGCUCCAGUGGUGUCUCCAGCGGUGUCUCCAGUACUGCCUCCAGCGCUAUUUCCAACAGCGCUUCAAGCCAGGUCACAGGAGUGAGUACAUCUAGUGCUGCUUCUAGUGCUUCUAGUGCUUCCAGUGCAACCUCCAGCGAUCCUAACACUGCCUCGAGCGGCUUCUCCAACUCCCUCACGGCAACGUCGAGCGGAGCGGGUAGCUCCUCCAGCAGCACCAACGGAUCUAGUGGCUCUAGCAACACUGCUUCCAGUGGUUCUAGCUACGCUUCCGGCCAGACCAGCGUCACAUCCAGCGGUUCUACUUACAGCUCUGCUUCCAGCGGCGAUCCGUCAGGCGGCUCUAGCCAAAGUACCAGUGCAUUGUCCUCUAGUGCCACCAACAGCUCUGGCCAAACCGCAACCUCAGGCCAAAGUACCAGAUCGGGCUCUAGCAGCGCAUCCAGCUCUGGCACCAGCUCUGGCACCAGCUCCGGUACCAGCGCCGCCUCCAGUCUAAGCUCUAGCUUCUCUGGCUACUUCAAUACCUCAUCCGUCGCUACUCCAACUGCCUCCUCUAGUUCCCGUACCAGCCUCAACUCGAUUACCGCCUCCUCGGCGCCAGAUUCGGCUACUAGCUCUAGUGGAUCAGUUACCAGCAGCCUGAGCAGUUCCGCUGCCACCUCCCUGACUUCCGAAUCUACAUCCGGACAACCACAGAGCUCCAGCUCGUCUGGCGCCUCAACAGGAGCCUCGUCUGGUGUGACAUCCACGGCCACGGACACUGCAUCCAGCAGCAGCUCUUCCUCAGCCACGUCAGGAAGUGGAAACGCCACAUCUCUCGCCACAUCUUCACAGGCCUCUGGCACAGACCCUGCAAGCUCGACUUCCUCUGCCACGUCCGAAAGUGGAACUGCCUGCCCAACAUGCACAUCAUCCUCUACCGUGUGCCCAACGUGCACCAGCACCGUUUGUCCUACAUGCACUUCCAGCUCUGAGAACACAAGCAGCAGCUCCGAAGCAAGCACCGUCUGCCCAACGUGCACACUGACUUCUGGCACGCAGUCGCAGACUGAGGCACAGUCCUCGCAGGCUACAAGCGGAGCUUCGACAGAUUCUGCUUCUGGAGCUUCAACGGGAGCAUCCACCGAGGCUACCUCAGCUUCGACUGAUCCUACCUCUGCGGAAAGUAGCACUGGAGCUUCGAGCGGCACUUCAACGGCAGCUGCUACGGGAGCUACUUCGGGAGCUACCUCAGGAGCCUCGUCUGAGACAUCUACGGAGUCUGCUACCUCCGCCGGCUCGAGUUCCACUGGUGCCAGCUCCACUGUCUCCAACUCCGCUUCCUCCAGCGACCCAAGCUCCACAGGCUCAGAGUCCGCAGGAUCUUCCACUAACACUGGAGGAUCCUCGACGGGCACUGGGGGACAGUCUACUGCAGGCACAUCUACAGGAAAUUCUAGCUCCUCUACUGGAACUGCUUCCACGGGAUCUGGCACGUCAUCUGCAGGCUCCUCAGAUCCUUCCGCUGGCUCUACAGAUAGCUCUGCGGGUUCUACAAACACCUCUACAGGCUCCUCCAGCUCCUCCAGCUCUUCUACUGAAUCCUCCACAGGAACCUCAAGUGACACAUCGGCCUCUGGAACAGGAACUGGAGCCUCGGGUACCUCUGGCUCGUCUUCUGGCUCUGGCACAGACCCUGCUACCUCCGGCUCGGACUCUUCGUCCCAGACGUCUGGAUCCGCAGCAUCUGGAGCUUCAAAUGUUGCUGACCCAGGAGCUUCGAACAUUGCUGACCCAGGAGCAGCUUCUAACACUGCCUCUGCUUCCAGCUCCGACCCCUCUUCUGCUGGUUCCGGAAACUCUUCCAGCUCCGCUGGCUCUGGCUCUGGCUCUGGCUCUGGCUCUAACUCUGGCUCUAACUCCGGCUCCGCUGGCAGCUCUGGCAGCUCCGCCAACUCCGAUCCAGAAAACACGGCUGCAAAUUCUCAGGCUACUGGUUCUCAGUCAUUGACUGCGGCAUCAAACACCGCGUCCGUCGCCGCCCAAGCCAACGCCCAAACCACGGCUUCCGGUACCCCUCAGAACACCUCUACACCAGCAAGUGGCUCUGCAACCGGCUCGGGCUGGGGCUCUAAUUCUACCUCGGGCUCAAGCUCUAACUCCGGCUCCAACUCCAACUCCAACUCCAGCUCCAACUCCAACUCCAACUCCAACUCCAACUCUAACUCUGGUUCCAACUCCAACGCUAGCUCCAGCUCGAACUCCAGCUCCAGCUCUGCCUCUGCCUCUGGCGCUGGCUCCGGCUCAGGCUCAGGUUCCGGCUCAGGCUCCGGCUCCGGCGCCAGCUCAGGCUCGUCCUCUGCGCAGACAACUUCGUCUGCUGCUUCCGGCAGUGAAACUUCUCACUCUGCCAGCCAAUCUACCCUCUACACCAGCACGGUCUCAAGCAGUGCGUCUGGCUCUUUCACCACUGCCAGCUCGGUGGCCACUUUCGAAGACAUGAAUCUCUCCACAGAUAUGGCUCUAGCCGGUGCCAAGAAAUUUCUGCGAACACUGGCUCAGCCAGUAGAACCGAAGGACCAGGAACAGGGCAUUAGUGUCUGGACCCUGAACCAGAUGGAAAAAUACCAAACAGAACCCUUUUCGGUGACCAAAAUCGAGAUCCUGAGUUAG